AUGCAACUGUCUACCCUGACCAUCGCCCUCUUCGCCACCCUGGCAGCUGCCAGCAACCACCGACGACACCCCCACUUCAACUUCCGCCGCCAGAACACGACCGCGCUCGUCUCUUCCAAGGCCGUCGACAAGGCAGCUACCUCGUCCCUUUCCAGCUCGACCUUCAGCCCGGCCCUGCUCAGCACGGGCCCUAUCACCUCCGCUGGCCGCACUUCCUCCAGCGGCCCAACGGCCGCCGCUGAUCUGACAACUUUGACCGUCGUCACUACUUCGGUCCACACGGUGAUCUCUUGUGCUCCCACGGUCACAAACUGCCCUGCUGCCUCGGACACGGCUGCUCUGUCCAGCCUCCCAGUUGGGGCUCACUCCACUGUGCUCGUCACCGACACUAUUGUUCUGACCUCCACCGUCUGCCCCGUCACCGCGGCCUCGUCCAUCUCCAAGGAUGUCAUCUCCAAGGCCAAAACCGGCGGCAUCGUCGGUAGCACUCUGACUAGCGCCAAGCCUACCGCCGUCCAGGUCCCCAAGACCACGACCGUCGUCUCUGAGGUCGUCGUCCCCACCGAGACAGUCAUCACCAUGACCCUGGGCAACCCUGGCGGCCAGCGUGAGGUGACGACCACCAUCAAGACCACCAUGAAGCAGACCGUCACUCGUACCAUGAUCGUCACCAUGCCAGCCACCGAGACGGGCAAGAACUCUGGCGGCGGCAACUCAGGCUCCGGCAAGGGCAAGGACCAGGGCAAGGGCAAGGGACAGGGCAAGGGGCAGGACGACACCACCACCAGCCUGACCAUGACCACCUCUGCAACUCGAACCGUCACUGUCAAGAACACUGCCACUGCUAAGCCCGUGGGCGGCUCCGGCAACUCUGGCUCUGGAAACUCGGGCUCCGGCAACUCGGGCUCCGGCAACUCUGGCUCUGGCAACUCUGGCGCCGGCUCGGGUGCCGGCGACUGCCAGUGCCCUGCCGCGCAGACCGUCACCGUGACUCAGCCUGCCCAGACCAUCUACGUGACCAUGACGGCGCCCGCCGCCAACGCCGAGAAGACGGGCUCCGCCGGCGCGGGCAAGGACAAGGGCGGCCACAAGGGUGGCAACAAGGGCGGUAACAAGGGCUCUGCCGCCACAACCACGGAUAAAGCCGUCCAGGCCACCACCUCGACCCCGCCCGAGGCGGCCGGCGAGAGCGAGUGUCCGCCCGAGGCCAUCGUCACGGCGACCGUCGUGCCCUUCCCCUCCAACGGCACCGAUUCUCGCACCGCCAAAGCCACGGGCACCGGCACCCCGGCUGCCUCCAUCAGGCGCGCCGACAAGGGCCACCUCGUGUACUAA
Messenger RNA from Thyridium curvatum, 1335 nucleotides. RefSeq lists its product as uncharacterized. NCBI's taxonomy places the organism in Eukaryota, Fungi, Ascomycota, Sordariomycetes, Thyridiales, Thyridiaceae. The transcript has a single exon. The record is from RefSeq and is a predicted model, not a curated record. The coding region runs from base 1 to 1335 and encodes 444 amino acids.